Messenger RNA from Vitrella brassicaformis, 2722 nucleotides. The record is from the annotation of a GenBank genome assembly. Lineage: Eukaryota; Vitrellaceae.
GUGGGGUUCAAGUCGUGGGCGGGGCGUUUUUGCUGGUGAGGGCGACGACCACAGCCCGAGCAAGGAGUGAGGUUCACACACCUGUGGCAGCGAGAGCGAGGGUCGCACGUGGCGGCCGUCCAAGUAGGGGCAAAUGGGGACGACAGCCGGCAAGGGACGUCUCGUUCGAGAACGGGGGACACAACGGCGAAGGCCCGAGGGUGAGCAGGGCCGCGGGGGAAGCGUGUGAUGAGACAUCUCCAGCUCAGAUCUGCAAGCUCAAAGUUGGGGUGAAUCUGCAUCUUGGAGUCGCAGUGGCUUCCCGUGUGUCUUGGCCUGCUGCAUUUGACUCGGCAUCUGUGGCGCUACGCUGUGUUUCCAAUUGUGUGUUGUCGAUGGGCAGCAAUGACGGCUGGCGGCGUUGAGAUGGGUCUCUCGCAUGCGGUUCACCGUCACCUCUCUCUCCUGACGCUCGUCUGACGAAUUGAGGUACGAGAGGACACUGGCAUGACACUGUGUGUGUCAUCUUUUUCUGUGUGGCUGUGGCUGAUCUGAGGCCUUCUUGCGUCUAUGCUGUUGAGUGAGGGUGGGCGAGAGAAGUCUGUCGCAGCCAGCUGACUUACUUACAUCCCCAGGAGCCGACUGAGGUGCGGAAAGGGCAAGAAAGCCACACUGAUGUUCACAUAUCGAUGAGGCGCCACCAAUGCAUUCGCUCAUAUGAUGUCUGUGUUUUGUGUGUUUGUGUGAGCAGAUGUCGGCUGCUGAUGGAGCUGGUGGCUCUGCUAACGAGCCAUCCUCGUCGGCUGCGUCGGCAGCUGGCAAUGGUACCAAAGACUUCCGCUGCACAGAAGCACAACCAUGCAGACAGACAUGUGCGUGGCGGGCGUGUUUCAGGUGCCGGCAAUGCACCUUCUGCCCACCAGCAGCAGCAGCAUGAUCGCCCCAUCAGUGCCUCUGAUGUGCCGCAAGAUCUCGCACCAACAGUUGCCGAGUACGUCAGGAGCUACGCGCAGCUGGAGGCCCUCAUCGCCGCCCAUCCCACCCAAUUCACCGCCGCCGUCCUGCUGCCCAUCCUCACACGCCUGCUGCCCGUCGUAGUGGAGGCCAUGUUCGGUGUGUUGGUGGAGGUCCCCAUCCCUCAGUUGGCCCUGGAAGUUGCUGCUUUGGUGCCUUCCCCUCAUCGCAGCGCCCUUCCGCUUCUCGCGAUGCGUCUGCUGGGUGUGCUGCUGCCCAUUGUCGGCCUCGGCUCAUUCCUGGUGUGGAUCAUCCCCCGGCUGCCCCUCCCUCAGUCACUCAGCCACGGCUGCCGCAUGGCAUACCUCAUCGAACAGCUCACACGCCGGCUGAAGAGGCUGGAGAGGCUGGAGAGGGGCCGCGAUUGGGGGAGGUGGCCGCCCCAUUUGGAGAUGCUUUAUCUGCUGAGGGGCAAGCGGCCUUUGGUGUUGAGUGGCGACAACUUUGGUGUGUUCGGCAGCCGGGCGGCCUUCGUGAGUGAGACAGAGGCGGUCCGGCAGUGGAAGAUACUCAGCCGGGGGGUCACCGUCAGUUUUGGAGGACAACAGAUACGACUGAUGGACGGCGACAGCAUCUUUCACCCCCCCAAUGACCCUUCCGCCCCCACGCUCCUGACGUCUGCCAGCGCCCGCUUCCGCUUCCCUGAUCCAUUCGACCGCGCCAACCCGCCCACACAGUUACCCCUCUGGACGUACCGCAGCUACACAUCAAUGGUGGCAUUCGUCCUGUUCGACUUGCUUUAUGACGGCGGCCGCGUCCGUUGGAUAAAAUUCUGGACGUCUUGCCAUCCUGCUUCUGCUGCAUCUCAGCGUGUGUGUGAGCUGCUGACGGCCUCUGCCAGCGAUGCGGCACAGUGGGGGCCGGGGGUGGCCGUGUUCGACAAGAAGUGGUCUGACGGGGCGGCGGUACGACGUCAUCGGCUGGUGGUGGUGGGGAGUGAGGUGAUGGGCGAGGGACACAUGGCAGCGAUAAAUUGGCUGAUGGAUGGGGAGGGGCAUCAACGGCUGGUGGUGUUUGGGAGUAAGGCGAUGGGGGACGGGCACAUGGCGAUCAUUCAGCUGGCCGACUGGGGGGAUUGUUCCCGCUCUGUUACCAUCCGCACGACCGAGUCGGCCCCCCACGACAAGACGCGCACUGCCGUGAUGAGAAUGCUGGGGGAUCACCUGGGGGGCAAGGUGUGGCGGGGAGAGUGGGAGAGGUAGUGGGUGGGUGCCGGAGUCUCUCCACCAACAGUCAUUGUGAGAUCGUUCUUCGUCAUUUUAAGCUGAGAAACUGUGGGCGAGCCGACGGCCAACACGAGGAGAUGCACUGUGAUGUGAUCGGGGGCUUUAUCGCUGUGUCGCUCUCAAGCAGGAGAGGACACCGACAGAUAGACGGCCGGGCACAACGGGUUUUUGCUCUCUGCCCGUCCGGUUGCCUGGGGCCUCUGCGUGUGCCUUUCCUUGACAGUAUGAGAGGGAACAAAGGCAGAGUUAAGUGGUUUUUCUGUUCUGUUGCUGCCCUUCCUGCUGUGAGCUUCGUCCUCGUCGUGUAUCUGUACGCUCAUCUGUAGGUGUUAGAACAGAGCUCUAUGUGUGUGUGUGUGAGUGUGUGUGUGUACUGUAAGUUUUACAGUGAGGUAAGACCGAUCCUGUGUCACACAGAUUGAGUGAAAUGAGUGCAUUUCUGCCCAUUGGAUUGGAUGGACCAACUAACCACAGUAACACGGCCAUCCGUUGGUCGGGUCGAG